This is a messenger RNA of Brugia malayi, 522 nucleotides long. RefSeq lists its product as uncharacterized. The record is from RefSeq and is a predicted model, not a curated record. The transcript is spliced from 3 exons. NCBI's taxonomy places the organism in Eukaryota, Metazoa, Nematoda, Chromadorea, Rhabditida, Onchocercidae. Bases 1 to 522 code for a protein of 173 amino acids.
AUGGGGAAGUGUAAUUUCGAGAUUAACAACAGUCGAGACUGUCCGAAGGUCACAAAAGUGGAAAAAUCGAUUUCCCUUCCUGAUAUUCAUGAACACAAAAGGGUCGCAGUAACUCUCAGUGAAGGUUCGCUAUCAUUUCCUCAUCGCCUUAUUUACGAAGAUACCAUUGGAGUUUUGGAUGAAAACAAACGACUUAAAGCGGAAUUAUUUAACAUAAAGUUACAAUUGCUUUCGGUGAAAAAAAAAUUUCCGCCAAUGUUUGAUAAGGAAGGCAAUAACAUAACUGAAAAAUAUGUAGCAACACUAAUCGAAUUGAACAAUGAGAAGAUUCGACGACUAAAAUUGGAGAAAUUAUGCCAAUCAAAAGAGAAAAAACUCAAUGAACAGCGAUUACAGCUUGGAUGUGAAAAGAAUGUUCGCGAGAAGGAACGUCAGAAGCUUCUUAUGAAGAUGAAAGGACUUGAAAUUAAAUUAAAAGAGAUUAAUAAGCAGUUGAAUGAAGAUGAUGGUGAUAGUGAGUGA